Acyrthosiphon pisum (pea aphid) is the source of this 2486-nucleotide messenger RNA. Its product is annotated as intraflagellar transport protein 80 homolog. The transcript has 3 exons. NCBI's taxonomy places the organism in Eukaryota, Metazoa, Arthropoda, Insecta, Hemiptera, Aphididae. Bases 911 to 1288 code for a protein of 125 amino acids. Gene Ontology annotation, biological process: cilium assembly. Gene Ontology annotation, cellular component: cilium; intraciliary transport particle B. The record is from RefSeq and is a predicted model, not a curated record. Gene Ontology annotation, molecular function: protein binding.
UCACUUAGUUAUAUAAACAUAUGCAAUUAGUGUCUUUUGACAGUAAUUGACUGCGCCAGGUAACAUUUGCAUAUUAAAAUUCUAUUGUAUGGAAUUGUUUGGCAUAACAGGUAUUUUUGGCCAUAAUGUAUAUUGUGAUCCUCAAAAGUAGAGGCCUUCUUAAAACGUUUUGUAUAAAACAAAAACUAUUAUAUGACGCUGCUGUAUCCAAUAUACAAUAUGUCCAUGAUAACUGGAAAAGCUUAAUUUAUAUAGAAAUCCAUUAGUUUUUUACAAUCUGGUUUUGAUAUAUAAUGAAGUAUGAUAAUAAUAAAAUCUUAAAUAAGUGGAUAUAAGUUUGAAAUUAAUUAACUAAUUUUCAGUAUGUAUUCCUUUUUUCCUUGGUAUUACUCAAUAUGCUUGAAUAUUAUUGCUACAUCUCUGUUUGAAUAUUUUCAAUAAGUUCGGAUAAUUGUUUCCAGUUCAAUUUUUGAGAUUGUUAGAUUUGUUUUUAAAUAGCUGUGUUUUACAUAUUUGAGUUGAUAUUGGGACUACACUAAAAUGUUGGAUACAAAUUUUAAAUAGUCUGCCCUUGCUCCUUGGCAGUUUGCACAGUAGUUGUACCCAUGGGCUAUGGCUAAAAGUCGUUGCUAUGGAAAUGUGUGUACAAACAAAUUAUUAAUCAUCAAUAUCUAUUACCGUGUGUAACCGUAUUCAAGAAAAUAUUUUUUUUUGUAUUUGUUGGAGUGAUGGCCAUUAUAAUAUGUAAUUUCGGAAUAGUUUAGAACAAAGGUGUUACUGGUGUUUAAUAUUUUCUGUUGAUGGUUUUUUUUUGUAAACAUUAAUUAAUAUAAUAUAAGGUACUAUAUUUUGAACUAUUAAAUAUUUACUUAUCAGUACGAGUGGUUUAUUUUCGUUCGUUGAGUUAAAAAUGCGUUUCAAAUCAACAAUAUUAAAAGAUUCUGUGGAUCAAUCUGUUGUUUGUAUUGGUUGGACUGGAAACGAUGAAAUUAUAAUCGGAAGAAGCGACUCAACAUUAUCAAAAUGGAGCCAAGCCACAAAAGAAAAUAUAAAGUUGUGUGAUAUUUCUGACGAAUCAUCGUACCCUAUAGAUUUGCAUAUGUUAUCUAGUACUCAGAGACUCACAAACAAGACGGUUGGGAUUGAACAAAUCCUUAUAACUUCAUCAAGUGGCAAGUUACAUUUAAUGAGCAAAAUCAAUAAAAUCGAUAAAACCGUAGACGCGCAUGAAGGUAACGCAACGGUCGGGAAAUGGAGUCCUGAUGGUUCAACUUUAUUGACAGGCUAGUAUAAUACUUAAAAGUAAAUAUCUACUACAUACAUGGCUUUAUUAUGAAUUAAAGUAGUCACUAUAUUACUAUAGUCUACCUUUAUGUAUUAGAUGAGCAACCCAUGUGCAAGAUAGUUACCCCGGUCAAUCAUCACUCACAAAUUAUAAACAUUAACAUUAAUAGCUAAUCUCUAACCAGUAAAUGUAGCUUAAGUUAAUAAAUUAUAAGUGCCCCAAAGCAAGUAAAAAUUAUUGCGUCGGGUGACCAGAUUUUGCACACAUUAACUUUAUGUGAACAUCGGGAAUACGAUUGCAUAUCUAUAUUGGUCGGAUAACAAAAAAUUCAUCUUAAGAGGACGUGGCACCGCAUGUUUUGUCUCCAUCCCAUAAGUGCGUAACAUAACAAAUUUUACGCUUAGCAGAUUACGAGUAGCACUGUUAGUUUAAAAGUGUGAAGAGUGAAUUGAUUUCUUAUAUACACUAUAAAAGUUCUACUUUAGUUCUGAUUAAAAAAACAAAAACCUUUCUCCUAUUUAUUUGGAAGAAAAAUUAUUAGAUCACAGGUGCUUUUUAUCGACUAACACUAACACUAGAGUUAAUACCACGACUGUUAGAGAUAGUCAUCCAAUAAAUGACACCCACCCAAUUCAGUCUGAUAAUCGUACCUCCACUUAUUCCCAGGCCACUUCUGGUAGAACAGCUAAUGACGUGCCUCCUCCAACAACUUCUGAUUUAAAUACUACCAUCACUAAUUUCCUUGAGGAUUUCAAAUCGCUGAUAAAUCCUCUAAUCUCUCUACUCACCAAAGUAAUCGAAAAACUUCUUGCUAAGUAAAAUGUCUAACAACACAGCUACAAAUAAAUCACUUCUAAUAUUACAAUUUAAUGCAAACGGAAUAAAAAACCAUAUCAAUGAACUCCAAUCAGUGCUAUAUAAUCUUAGAAUUGACAUAGCACUAAUCACUGAAACUCAUUUCACCAAAUACUCCAGCAUUUAUAUACCCGGUUAUAAACUAUUAAAAACAAACCAUCCUGACAACACGGCUCACGGUGGUGUCGCUAUUCUAAUUAAAAGUUCAAUCCAAUUUCAACCUCUUCCACAUUUUUGUCUUGAUUAUUUACAAUCCUGUGCCCUAGUUAUUAAGUUAAAUAAUAUUCCUAUUACUAUUGCGGCUGUCUACUCCCCUCCAAAACACAAGAUCACAAUUCAACAUUAU